This is a messenger RNA of Galendromus occidentalis (western predatory mite), 1191 nucleotides long. Its product is annotated as zinc finger protein 423. Lineage: Eukaryota; Metazoa; Arthropoda; Arachnida; Mesostigmata; Phytoseiidae. Gene Ontology annotation, biological process: regulation of transcription by RNA polymerase II. Bases 1 to 1191 code for a protein of 396 amino acids. Gene Ontology annotation, molecular function: RNA polymerase II cis-regulatory region sequence-specific DNA binding; DNA-binding transcription repressor activity, RNA polymerase II-specific. The record is from RefSeq and is a predicted model, not a curated record. Gene Ontology annotation, cellular component: nucleoplasm. The transcript is spliced from 3 exons.
AUGGGGACCCCGGAAGGUCCCUUGGGAAAUCAGAAACCCGAACCGCGGGUACUGGGCGGACGGGAGAUCACUGACCAAAGAGGUAAGACCCGCAUCGUGGGUCCUUUCUACUGCAGCGUGUGUCAUAAGCAAUUCCCGCACAAGAGCUUGACGGAAAUCCACCUCCAAUGUCAUAUGGAGAAAAGAUUACCGUGUCCUUUUUGUGACAAGAUGUUCAAGAACAAAUAUGUGUUGAAGUACCACGUCGAGGGGGCUCACAAUCACACAGUGGGCGAGCCUAGUCCGCAGUUGAGAAGAAGGUUAGAGAAGAGAUCUUUGAACACAGUCACGUGUUUCUGUGGAAUCAGCUUCGAAACCAUGAAUAGCUACAAUGAGCAUAUGAGAACGCAUCAACACCACGGAGCUGCUCAGGUACAGAACGAGUAUCUCCUUCGACGUCGAGCUCAAGAAAGGAAUGCGUCUUUUCAGCAACGUGUGAAGUACAACCCGUGUCCAAUGUGCAAGGAAACCUUCGCUAAUCUCUUCCAACUCGUUAAGCACAUGGAAAUCCACAACAACAAUCAAGCUCCACCGUCUCCCGAACUGCCUGUCAAGCGAAUUCGUCUGUCGGGAGGCGCGACUUUGCAGAUCACCCCCGUACCGGUGUCUCGAACGCCGUCGUCGUCGGACGUCUCGGCUUCUCCCCCUCCGAUUUCUUGUCGUAAUUCGCCCUUGCGGCAACCGCAACCGAUAUCUUUGGUCUCCUGUCGGAGUUCACCCUCCGACGACACGUUCCAACGAAAGGCUUCAGUUCCUCCGUCAUCGUCAUCCUCGCCUCAGAGCCUCUGGGAGUGCGAGAUCUGCGACGAUGCCUUCAGCCACCUGGCGCUAUUACGAGGUCACAUGCACAACAAACACCACCUCUACCUUGUCUGUUUAGAAUGCCACGAGUUCCUCAACGAUGUCAACGGCAUGGCGCAGCACAUGAGCGAAGUCCAUCCCAACGUUUCCGCUCAUCCGUGUUCUGUAUGCGGCCGGUGUUUUUCGGAUGAGGAGGCGGCGAAAAGCCACCUGGAUGCCCAUAAAAACGGUCUGGCGGACUUCAGCGGAUGCUUCCAGUGUUCGUUUUGCGAAGCCUUGUUCGAUGCUGAACGUGAGUGUGCUCUUCACGAAGAUGCCCACCGUACAGAGGGCUCGGCUAUUCUCAGCUAA